AUGAUGCUCAAGAUCACCAAGCGAUUUCGUUUCUCCGAUUUUGAUAAGUAUAGAAAGGGGAAUGGAAAGAAGUUCUCUAAGGCGUUCAAGGACAUGGUGGCUUCUUGUCUAGACCAAGAUCCUUCCAAAAGACCCACAGCUGAUAAGUUCGGUUGCCCAAGUGUGGAGAAAAGGUAUAAGGAUAACAAGGUUAAUGAGCAUGCAGAUGAGGGGGAGCAUGAUGAUGAUGAUGAUGAAGAAGACCCCGCCAUGCUCGGUGAAGGAGAGAAGGAUCAGCGGUGGAACUUCAACCAAGACGGGUUGGAGCUUGAUCCCGUGUUCCCAAACGAUGAUGCGGUGGCAAAAGAGGUUGCGUUUGGAAGGGAAGCGGCGGGUGGUGGUGGCGUGAAGAAGGAAAAGAUGUUGGCGACUCUGAAUGUGUUGAAAGGGAGCUUGGAACAAGAGCUGUUGGAAGUGAAGUUUCUGGUGAAAACGAUACAAGGAGAAGAAGAGAGUGAUCAUCAAGUAGCUGCUGCUGCUGAUCAUGGUGAAGAGCACAAGGAGAUUUCUAGGCUGAGGGCUGCACUGGAAAAUGAGAGGAAGAAGAACUUGCAGUUGGAGUUGCAGCUUCACACUUGCAAGCUUCACCAUUCUUCUGCUCUCAAUGUUUCAAACGCGUUUUUCAAGUUAUUUUAA
Molecule: messenger RNA, 675 nt
Organism: Sphenostylis stenocarpa
Lineage: Eukaryota; Viridiplantae; Streptophyta; Magnoliopsida; Fabales; Fabaceae
Source: the annotation of a GenBank genome assembly